Molecule: messenger RNA, 1129 nt
Organism: Misgurnus anguillicaudatus (oriental weatherfish)
Lineage: Eukaryota; Metazoa; Chordata; Actinopteri; Cypriniformes; Cobitidae
Product: receptor activity-modifying protein 3
Biological process (GO): cellular response to hormone stimulus; regulation of G protein-coupled receptor signaling pathway; G protein-coupled receptor signaling pathway
Cellular component (GO): signaling receptor complex; membrane; cell surface
Molecular function (GO): coreceptor activity
Source: RefSeq, a predicted model, not a curated record
ACAUGCUCUGUGAAACUAAGCUGAUCAUCAAUGACCACUCCCAGGGAUUUGGCUGUCGUGAAAGGCAUAAAGGUUGAAGAAUCUAGUUGAACUGAAAGAUUGUGUUGAAUCUUAGGGUCAGACGAUAUGGCAAGCAGUCCCGUCUUUGCAAGGUUCAGCUGGAGAUGAUGAUCCUUCAUCCAGAUUUAGAUGUCACUCAGGCAUGCCGAGAUGUGGCCAGAAACCGUGGGAUCAUCAGGCUGAAACGAGUUGGAGUUGUGUGUCAUCUGCAUAGCAGUGCAGUGAGCAUGCUGGUGACAACAGGUUUGUCAGGCACAGACAGCGUUGAUUUGUCAUUAACACAACAAUCUCAUGACUGCAAUCAUUCACUUCUGCUGCUGGAGAUGGAGACGUGUGGAGCUCGAUUUAAAUCAUAUAUGGAUCAUGUGCUACCACAGGACAGAUGCAACCUCACCACCUUCAUAGGCGAGUAUCACGUCUUCUCCUCCUGCACCGAGAUAAACUCAGGACGCAUCGGAUGCUUUUGGCCCAAUCCGGUGGUGGAACAUUUUAUCAUCCACAUCCACAAACGCUUCUUCUCCAACUGCACGCUGGAGCAGCCCAUUCACGUGGACCCGCCGGACGACACGCUGGCUCUGCUCAUCCUCAUCCCUGUGUUCCUCACGCUGGCCAUGGUGGCGCUCGUCGUCUGGUGCAGUAAGAGAAGCGACAUUCUGGCAUAAAGACUGAAGAUUUCAUUCACUGACUGUAUAUCUGUAAAGGUUCAGCUGUCGUGUCCGUUCAUGAACCUGUAAAGCAAAUUAUCAAAUUGUCUACCCCUCAUCUUCUGCAUCAAAUGAAAUCCCUCCAGAAUCAUCGAGAUGUCUCAUAAGAAAACAAUCAAACCAGACCGGUCUGUGCCAGCUACUGUAUAGAUCUAUAUAAUCAGUUUUAAUGGGAGUCAGAUCAAAUGCAUCAGAUGAAAAAAGCAUUAAGCUUGAUGUUCAUUUCAUUGACACGCGACUGCUGAAUGUUUGAUCAUUAACACACAAGUGUGAAUAUUAUUAUCUUUCACAGCCGAUUCAUUGGACACUAAAGAUGAUUCACUCUUGUAUUGUACAGAUUUUAUUUAAUGUUUUAAUUAAAUGUC